AUGGCUUCCAAUUCCAAUUGCAACCAGUCCAGUUCCGACAACAAGAAAUACAAGGGCGUCCGCCGCCGUAAGUGGGGGAAGUGGGUGUCGGAGAUUCGGGUUCCGGGCACCCAAGAGAGGCUGUGGCUCGGUUCUUACUCGUCACCGGAGGCCGCCGCCGUGGCUCACGACGUCGCAUACUAUUGCCUGAGAAGACCCUCCACCCUGGACCACCUCAACUUCCCGCCGAUGAUGCUGCCCUUGACCAACCAACUGCUCAUCCGCGACGACAUGUCGCCCGGCUCCAUUCAGAAGGCAGCCUCCGACGCCGCCAUGGCCGUCGACGCCCACUAUAUCUGCAACAACUUGUCUGAGCGGGGCAGCAGCGGCCCAGUAAUUCAGGGAUCAGAACAGUACAAUACGGCGCCGCAUUGGGAGGAUGCGGAGGAUUUCUGUGGUGGAAGAAGUGAUGAUCUCAACCUUUCCAUCGAAGAUUAUCUGUGAGUUGCCGCCGGGCAGGGCAGGGCAGGGUUUCCAUAGAUUAAAAACCCACUCUCCACUUGACUGAUUAAAUUGUAUAUAUAAAAUUAAAUCAAAUUACAGAGAAAAAUGUGA
This is a messenger RNA of Momordica charantia (bitter melon), 594 nucleotides long. Its product is annotated as ethylene-responsive transcription factor ERF020. The record is from RefSeq and is a predicted model, not a curated record. Gene Ontology annotation, molecular function: DNA-binding transcription factor activity; DNA binding. Lineage: Eukaryota; Viridiplantae; Streptophyta; Magnoliopsida; Cucurbitales; Cucurbitaceae. Gene Ontology annotation, biological process: regulation of DNA-templated transcription.